Pyrus x bretschneideri (Chinese white pear) is the source of this 3208-nucleotide messenger RNA. Its product is annotated as hepatocyte growth factor-regulated tyrosine kinase substrate. Gene Ontology annotation, cellular component: ESCRT-0 complex. Gene Ontology annotation, molecular function: phosphatidylinositol-3-phosphate binding; ubiquitin binding; metal ion binding. Lineage: Eukaryota; Viridiplantae; Streptophyta; Magnoliopsida; Rosales; Rosaceae. The transcript is spliced from 4 exons. The record is from RefSeq and is a predicted model, not a curated record. Gene Ontology annotation, biological process: protein targeting to vacuole; protein transport to vacuole involved in ubiquitin-dependent protein catabolic process via the multivesicular body sorting pathway. Bases 183 to 959 code for a protein of 258 amino acids.
CUAAAGUAAAAGAGAAAAAAACCCGGAAGCCAAACUCGGCGGGUAACCCGAAAUCUGCCGGGUAAAGAAAAAGCCGAGUGAAAAAAUGGAGAUGCUCGGAGAUUGAUGGUGGAGGAAGCCAUGAAAAUUGAAGAUUGACUCGGUCUGUAUAAAAAAUCGAUCCACAAUUUGCAUGCGAGUGAAUGGAGCCUCCGUCGUUCCAAGAAGCUCCGCGCUGUGACGUCUGCAAAUGCAGCUUUAACGCUUUCAGGCGACGGCAUCAUUGCCGGUCUUGUGGGCGGACAUUAUGCCACGAACACUCGGCAAACCAAAUGGCUUUACCACAGUUUGGCAUUUAUUCACCCGUUAGAGUUUGCAGUGAAUGUUUCAAUGACUCCUCUCGUCAAGGAAUCGCUCAGACGGAGAAUGUAUUUAUAGGAGGAGAUUUAAAUGGACACGUGGGCAAGGAGACAGGCAACUAUGGAGAUUUUCAUGGUGGCCAUGGUUUUGGGGAAAGAAACGAGGAUGGAGAAGCCAUCUUGGAUUUUGCAAUGGCAUAUGCUCUCUUCCUAGCCAACACCACCUUCUUUAAGAAGAGCGAAGAACAUGUGAUCACCUACAAGAGUGGGUUGUCAAAAACACAAAUUGAUUUUCUUCUAAUGAGGAAGGGGGAUCGUAUAACUUGUAAGGAUUGCAAAGUUAUACCGGGAGAGAGCUUGGCUAAUCAACAUCGCUUGUUGGUGAUGGAUGUACAUAUCAAAAGAGAGAGAAAAAAGAACAAGACCUUGAAAUGCCCAAGGACUAGAUGGUGGAAUCUAAAAGGAGAAAAACAAGUCAUUUUCAGAGAGAAAGUAAUCACCCAAUGCGUGUGGGAUAGAGCUAGCCAAAUGUGGGAUUCCAUGGCUAGUUGUAUCCGAAAAGUAGCAAAAGGGGUAUUAGGAGAGUCCAAGGGCUUUGCUCCACACCAAAAGGAAUCUUGAUGGUGGAAUGAGGAGAUACAAACAAAGGUUAAGGCUAAGAAGGAAUGUUGUAAAGCCUUAUACAAGGAUAGGACCGAUGAAAACGGUGAAAGGUGUAGAAUAGCGAAGCAGGAGGCGAAGAAAGCUGUGAGAGAAGCUAAGCUAGCGGCUGGUAAUGAUAUGUAUAAGCAACUAGAUACCAAAGAAGGAGAGUUGGAUAUCUAUAAAUUAGCUAGAGCAAGGGAAAAGAAGACAAGAGACCUAAACCAAGUGAGGUGCGUCAAGGAUGAGAAUGGAAAGGUUCUUGCUACAGAGAAUGCGGUCAAAGACAGGUGGAGAGGUUAUUUUCAUAAUCUUUUUAAUGAAGGACAUGAAAGGAGUAUUUCUCUGGGGGAGUUUAGUAACUAAGAAGAAGAUGCCAAAUGAGUGGCGAAAGAGCACUUUGGUGCCUAUCUACAAGAAUAAGGGCGACGUACAAAAUUGCAUGAACUAUAGGGGUAUUAAGCUAAUGAGUCAUACAAUGAAGCUCUGGGAGACAGUCAUUGAGCAUAGAUUGAGGCAAGAGACAUGGGUCUCGGACAACCAAUUCAGGUUCAUGCUAGGGCGCUCAACCAUUGAGGCAAUCUAUCUCUUACGAAGAUUGAUGGAAAGAUAUAGAGAUAUGAAAAAGGAUUUACUCAUGGUCUUUAUAGAUUUGGAAAAAGCGUAUGAUAGGGUCUCAAGACAUUCUUUGGAGGAUUUUAGUGAAGAAAGGAGUACGAGUGGCAUAUAUCCAAGUUAUAAAGGUUAUGUAUGAUGGAGCAAAUACUGCUGUAAGAACUCAUGAAGCACAAACCGAAAGCUUCCCCAUAACGGUAGGGUUACAUCAAGGCUCAUCUUUAAGUCCUUACCUUUUUGCAUUGGUAAUGGAUGAGUUAACGGGACAUAUUCAAGAUGAUAUUCCUUGGUGUAUGCUUUUCCUAGACGAUAUAGUGUUGAUAGAUGAAACUCAGGAAGGGAUAAAUGCGAAGCUUAACCUUUGGAGAGAAGUGUUGGAAUCUAAAGGUCUUCGCCUAAGUCGGUCAAAGACAGAAUAUAUGGAGUGCAAGUUCAGUGCAAAUGGAGGCCCAAAUGUGUUAGGGGUGAGGAUCGGAGACCAGGAAGUACCAAAGAGCGACCACUUUCGCUACCAAGGAUUUAUCUUGCAAAAGAACGGAGAAUUAGAUAGAGACCUCAACCAUAGAAUACAAGUUGGAUAGGAUGAAGUGGAAAGGUGCAUCCGGCGUGUUGUGUGACCGUCGUAUGCCAUUGAAGCUCAAGGGAAAAUUUUAUAGGACGGCAAUAAGGCCGACGAUGCUGUACAGCACGGAAUAUUGGGCGGUGAAGCAUCAACAUGUACAUCAAAUGGGUGUAACGGAGAUAAGGAUGCUCCGUUGGAUUUGUGGGCACACGAGAAAGGAUAAGAUUAGGAAUGAGGAUAUCCGAGGUAAAGUAGGAGUAGCCGAAAUUGAAGGAAAGAUGAGAGAAAAUUGGUUACGGUGGUUUGGACAUGUACAACGAAGGCCUACUAACGCUCCGGUUAGAAGAUGCGACUACGGGACAGAGGUCUAGGGCCUAAGGGGUAGAGGAAGAUCUAGGAAGACUUUGGAAGAGACUCUAAGAAAAGACUUAGAGUACUUGGAUCUAACGGAAGACAUGAUAUAAAACCGAGCGCAAUGGCAUUCUAGAAUUCAUAUAGCCAACCCCACUUAGUGGGAAAAGGCUUUGUUGUUGUUGUUGUAUUAAACAUUCAAGGGCUACUGGUCUUUUAAGUAGUUGGUAAUAAAGUAUUGCUAGGCCUUCAGGGUAAGCUAUAAUGGAAUCAUGGAAAGGAAACCCUCUUUCAGUGUUUGAGUUUGUCCAGGGGUGAAGGUGCUUUAGUGGCAAUAAUUGGCUAAUGAACCUGAAAAGGAUCACGCAGGUGUACUCAUUUGUAUAUCUUAUUUACGUAUGGAGAUUCAUGCCAUGCCUUCCCCUACCUGUGCGUAGUUGUUCAUGUACACUUGUACUUCUUACUCUUUCCUUAUGCCCUACUGCUCAAAAAGUAUGCUUAGUGAAGAAUACUGAGCACUUUACAGGCUUCCACCCUAAUCUGUGUUCCAUUCUGAUGUUGUUGUUAUGCUACCCCACGGUGAAUUGCUAAAGUUGGGACUUCUUGUCCUUUGGUCUUCUUCUCUCAAUUAUUUUUCCUUUUAUUUUCUUUGAAGGAAACGAAAAAUCUUUUCUAAUAUUGGGUCAUUUUGGGUUUUGUU